This is a messenger RNA of Pochonia chlamydosporia 170, 2277 nucleotides long. Its product is annotated as aspartyl-tRNA synthetase. The record is from RefSeq and is a predicted model, not a curated record. Gene Ontology annotation, biological process: aspartyl-tRNA aminoacylation. Gene Ontology annotation, molecular function: ATP binding; aspartate-tRNA ligase activity. Lineage: Eukaryota; Fungi; Ascomycota; Sordariomycetes; Hypocreales; Clavicipitaceae. Gene Ontology annotation, cellular component: mitochondrion; cytoplasm. Bases 1 to 2277 code for a protein of 758 amino acids. The transcript is spliced from 4 exons.
AUGGACAGUGGUGAGCAGCGUGGAAAUUUAAACCAGCUGUGGGUCGGUGGAGUCUUGGCGGCGUGUGCUGGCAGAACUACACCACCAAGAAUGGGAGCUUUCAAUGCGGCUAGUGAUGGUCAUCAUCUGAUCGGCGAGCUCAACACCAGCUCCUUUGCUGCGCUUGCACCACUGCUUCAAUUCUCGAUAAUCAUGGCCCAGCUGGGUCGCUGGGGGGCCACAUUGCGUCGCGGUGCUUGUACUCGUUCAAGGCUAACAAUAGGCACCCGCAUCGGCGCAUUCCGGCUCUAUGCGAAUCAGUCUGCCAAAGCAGGUGUUGAACCAAGUGAUUCGAGACAGGCGGAAAUUCUAAAGGCGUGGAAUCAAUUUAGAGGAUCCAAUUCUUUGACACAACCCGAUCCCAACGCCUUAACAGGCUUCCUCGGAAAGCGACGCAAUGUUGGAAAGCACCUGUCGUUUGCCGACCUCACAACGACAUCAGGCGAAGUGGUCCAAAUAUGCUCCCAUGCAGACAGCGGAUUAGAAUCCCACGAGAACUUUCGGCAAAUUCCUGCAUUUGCGCCCGUCAUCCUUCAUGCACGUCCAGGUCCCCCGAAGGAGUCAGCUGGAGAGUCUCAAAAUGGCGAAUCGUCUAAAAGAACCCUCUAUCUCCAAGACAUCCGAUCGUUAAACAGCGUACCCAAGGAUCUUAUUGUCACGUCAGAUGUACAGUUUCCCCAAACAAAACGGCACUUGCAAAUUCGAUUCCACCCCGAGCUGCAGGCUAGACUGAAGUUCAGAUCCUGGUUAAAAGGACAGCUGAACCAAAGCCUGUUGGAAAUGGGAUUCACAGACAUUGAGACGCCUACCCUUUUUAAAUCUACGUCUGAAGGUGCCCGUGAAUUUUUGGUUCCAGCCAGACAGCGAGGGACGGCGUAUGCGCUCAGCCAGAGCCCCCAGCAAUACAAGCAAGUUCUUAUGGCGAGUGGUAUUACUCGCUACAUGCAAUGGGCCAAGUGCUAUCGAGAUGAGGAUUUGCGAGCAGAUAGGCAGCCUGAGUUUUCCCAACUCGAUAUGGAAUGGGCUUUUGCCGGUGCUUCCAAAGUCCAGCAGGAUGUAACCGAUAUCAUCUUGGCAGCACUAUCUCGGCUGCGACCAACUCACAGUUAUAAGGACGUCCGUGGAGAGAGAAUACCAAUUCUAUCAGAUAUUCCCAACGACCUUGCCCCAGCCAAUGAACCAACUACUCACAAGUUCACAAGUCUCACUUUCGCUGAUAGCAUCGCUGCAUACGGAUCCGAUAAGCCGGACUUGCGGAUUCCCAAUAGAAUACAUGCCUUAGAAGACAUUGAGCCUUAUCGUAAUUUCGUUGGCAUGAUUACACAUCUAUCCGAUCCACUCAUCGAAGCCUUCACUUUCCCGUUGAAGGACUGCUCACCAUCGGAGGCUCGAAAAUUCGUCAUAAACUUUAUGGACAACUUACCUCCCGCAUUGGCCAAUAACCCCGACGGGAAGCCACAAAUUCUUAUCCACGACACCCGGCAGCCACUGGCUGGCUUCUCUUCGCUGGGGUUUGAAUACGAAGCGGUCCUCAAUAAACUAUCCGACGGUCAAGAAAUCAACGACGGCGAUCUGGUGAUAUUCCAAGCCCGCGAGAGACCACAAGGUCAAUAUUGCCUCGGGUCGACCAAAAUUGGCGACGUACGAAAUGCUCUCUGGAAGGCGCUGGUAGAGGAGGGCUACAUGGAAAAGCCCAGGCUGGGAGACCCCAACUCAUUACAAUUUGUAUGGGUCACAGAGUUUCCCAUGUUCAAGCCCGUUGAAGAAGGGGAGCCCGGCCAAGGCGGCGCGGCAGGAAUCUCCGCAGCCCAUCACCCCUUUACCGCGCCGCUGUCAAAGAACGAUCUCGAGGCGCUCUUUACAAAUCCAUUGCAGGCUCGAAGCGCUGCCUAUGACCUCGUCCUCAAUGGCAUCGAGAUUGGUGGUGGAAGUGAGCGUAUCCACGUGGCAGACAUCCAAGAAUUCAUCAUGCGCGAUGUCCUGAAAAUGACUGAUGAACGAAUCAAGGACUUUUCUCAUCUGUUUGAUGCCCUUCGAGCUGGAUGUCCGCCGCAUGCUGGUUUCGCACUCGGUUUCGACCGACUUGUUGCGCUGCUUACGGAUACAUCUACUGUCCGGGAUGUAAUUGCUUUUCCUAAAACGAUGAAGGGCGAGGAUCCGUUUGUGCGGUCGCCUAGCAAGCUAAGCAAUGAACAGCUUGCCCCGUAUGGACUGCAACUGAUGUCAAAAUCGAAGUAA